GUGUGUGUGUGUGUGUGUGUGUGUGUGUGUGUGUGGCCGCUGCACUCACGAGUGUGUCUCGCUCUUUAUAUCCUCAUCUCAGCCCACCUCUUCACUCCCCCUUCUCUCUCUCUCUCUCAUCCUCCUGUUCUCCAGGAUUUUCUGCUCCCUUAUCUCUCUCUCUGUAUUCACAGCAUCUGCGUUGCCUCAUCUCCCUCUCUUUUUCCAUUCCUUUUCUCGUCCUUCUCUCUCUCUCUCUCUUUCUCUCUAUCUCUCUCUGUGUGUUGGGCUGCGGAUCUCUUCUCUUUCCCUCUAAAAAUCCUUCACUCCUGCUUCAGGUCUGUGAGCAGAGUGUGUAUGUGUGCGCGAGUGUGUGGAAGCAGCGAGUUCCUCUACACCGGAGCAUCCAGCUUUACAUGGAGACUCCCAUCUGGCCAGGCAAUGGAGUGAGUAAGUCAGGUUUAUCAGUGUUCAGGAACGUGGUGUGUGGAGGACUCCUCAGCCAUCCACUCUGGACCUUUCCACUGACGCUGUUCCCCACGCUGGGUAACCAAGAAGCGACCAAUCCAGUGGAUGCGAUGGCUCAGUCCUACACCCCGGCGCAGUUCCCCCCACCCCCACAGAACGGUAUUCCGGGAGAGUUCGCCGCACCCCACGCCCUUCCCACACAGGACUUCACAGGACAGAACCGAGUACCGGAACACACCCUGACCCUCUACACACCCACACAAACACACAGCGACCCAACAGCCAACGACAGCACCACGCCAACCAUCACCGCCAACACCAACAGUGCUCCGACAGAUGAUGUGACGCAAACAGAGAGUUCCCAGCAGUUGACGCUGCAGUCCUCAGACUCUCCAGAGAAACAGCAGCCCAAGCGCCUCCACGUCUCCAACAUCCCCUUCCGCUUCCGGGACCCGGACCUCAGACAGAUGUUCGGGCAAUUUGGGAAGAUUUUAGAUGUGGAGAUCAUUUUUAAUGAAAGGGGAUCUAAGGGCUUUGGGUUUGUAACUUUUGAAACGAGCACAGAUGCAGAUCGAGCGCGGGAGAAACUAAACGGUACAAUCGUAGAGGGACGCAAGAUCGAGGUGAAUAACGCCACAGCGAGAGUGAUGACAAAUAAAAAGGCAGCUAACCCAUACACAAACGGCUGGAAGCUGAACCCGGUGGUGGGAGCCGUUUAUGCACCUGAACUCUACGCAGUAACAGGUUUUCCCUACCCCCCUGCUGGAGCUGCAGUAGCGUAUAGAGGAGCUCAGCUCAGAGGGAGAGGAAGAGCUGUGUACAACACCUUCCGCACAGCAGCGCCACCUCCACCCAUACCAGCGUACGGAGCGGUGGUAUAUCAAGAUGGUUUCUACGGUGCUGAGAUCUACGGAGGCUAUGCAGCGUACAGAUAUGCCCAGCCCACCACAGCUACUGCAUACAGUGACAGCUAUGGGAGAGUCUAUGCAACAGCAGAUCCUUACCACCACUCGAUCGCCCCCACCACCACGUACAGUGUGGGCACCAUGGCUAGCCUCUACCGCGGAGCGUACAGUCGCUUCACGCCCUACUAAAGACUUUACCCAGCAAACACACAACGACGACACUAAACUAGAGCGAGCCAAACCCGCCCAACCAAGUGCUUCCAGGUCGCCGUGGCGAUCUCAGCUAAACAGCGCUACCACACCCUCCCAUCACACGUUCAUCCACCAGCGACCCUUCCUCUUCUCUUUAUUAACAUAUAUAUAUGUGUGUGUGUGUGUGUCUGCUGGGAUGGGGGGGCAAUAUGAUGUCAGAUUUUUAAUUGUUUGUAUGUUUUUCUUUUUUUUUCCGUUUUUUUUUUUUUAAAGAUCAACUUAGAACCCUGUAAAAAAAAGGCAUUCGAGUCAAGCUACAAAAAUAAUGAACACAAACAGAACUGGUCAUAUUGGUUAAAAUGCAAAUGUAAGAAACUCUUUUUAAGAUUUUUUUUUAUUAUUGUUGUUACAUUGUGUCUUAAGGGUUAAAACAAGCUAAAAAUGAAAUGAAUAAGGUGAAGAAAAUACAAUAAGAUUAAUCAACACAAAUAAAGCAAAAAGUGCAUUGUUUAGGAAUAAUAAGAGGGGAAUUAAAAAUUAUUGCCUUUAUUUAUUAUCUCUUAAAAUACAGCAAGAUCGUUCUCAUUGCACAAACAUCUGUUUACUGUGUGUUGAAUAAAAUGUGAAUGUAAGCAUUAAGGUAAAGAAAACACAAGCUAGAAAUUAAAUAAGGGCAUUAAUCAUUUGCUUUACUAUCCUCUGAUAGUCUUCUCCUGCUCCGGUUUCAGUUACUGUAAUAUUCAGAGUGUUAGGCAGCUGCUUAGAGGAGCUCAAGGCUGCUGAGGGAUCAGACUGGAGUGUUUUACUGCAAGAAAGCUGUCUAUGCAUUCUAUUGGAGAAACAGGAGGGUUUGUUACUGUGCUCAUAUAUGAUUAUUAGGUGAUAGUCUAUUUAUAAAUGGCAAUUAUCUUUCUGUUUUGCUCUGAAAGAUUUACCUCAGAAAGACCUUCAGGCUGGUAACAGUAUUUAUGCAGCAAUGCAGAUAUUACAGUCAUAUGAUGCUGAUGAUGCUGCAGCUCUUUGGAGGUGUUCUGUGGAUUGUCCCUGACUGUUCUCACCAUUCUUCUUCUCUGCCUUUCUGAUAUUUUUCUUGGCCUGCCGCUUCUGGGCUUAACAAGAACUGUCCCUGUGGUCUUCCAUUUCCUUACUAUGUUCCUCACAGUGGAAACUGACAGGUUAAAUCUCUGAGACAACUUUUUGUAUCCUUCCCCUGAACAACUAUGUUGAACAAUCUUUGUUUUUAGAUCAUUUGAGAGUUGUUUUGAUGAGCCCAUGAUGUCACUCUUCAGAGGAGAUUCAAAUAGGAGAACAACUUGCAAUUGGCCCCCUUAAAUACCUUUUCUCAUGAUUGGAUACA
Molecule: messenger RNA, 2901 nt
Organism: Astyanax mexicanus (Mexican tetra)
Lineage: Eukaryota; Metazoa; Chordata; Actinopteri; Characiformes; Acestrorhamphidae
Product: RNA binding protein fox-1 homolog 3
Exons: 14
Coding region: 396-1541 (381 amino acids)
Biological process (GO): regulation of alternative mRNA splicing, via spliceosome; nervous system development
Cellular component (GO): cytoplasm; nucleus
Molecular function (GO): mRNA binding
Source: RefSeq, a predicted model, not a curated record